AACCAAUAGCAGACCUGCUUGAUAAAAUAUGAAAAUGGCGGCUCUCUGUGCUGAGUUUGGGGACCUGGCACAAAUCAAGAAACAGCUAAUAUCUGUGAUAUCGCUCUGUAAAGAAAGAGGACUUUUACACAGCGCAAAGUGGGCUUCUGAAUUGGCUUUCUCGCUGGACCCUCUUCCCAAGGACAAGUUACCUGCCUCACCUCCUUUUACAGAGGAAGAUGCACAAGACCUGGAUGCACUCACUCUGGCUAAAUCGUACUUUGACCUGAAAGAGUAUGACCGUGCUGCGUACUUUCUGAAAGGCUGCUGCAGUCAGAAGGCUUAUUUCCUCUAUAUGUACUCUCGCUAUCUGUCAGGGGAGAAGAAGAAGGACGAUGAAACUGUGGACAGCCUCGGUCCCCUUGAGAAGGGUCAGGUUCGAAAUGAAGCAUUGCGAGAACUGAGGGUUGAGCUCAGUAAGAAGCAUAUUGCAGGAGAGUUGGACGGGUUCACCUUGUACCUGUAUGGGGUGGUGCUACGAAAGCUGGAUCUACUGAAGGAGGCGGUGGAGGUGUUUGUUGAGGCAAUUCAUGCGCUCCCACUUCACUGGGGAGCCUGGCUGGAGCUGAGUAACCUCGUCACCAACAUUGAAAUGCUCAAGUCAUUGUCUCUGCCUGACUGCUGGAUCAAAGACUUCUUCAUGGCCCACAUGUACACCGAGCUGCAGAUGAUCAAAGAAGCGUUACAGAAAUAUCAGAACCUCAUGGAGGCCGGCUUUUCUAAGAGCACCUACAUCAUCUCGCAGAUCGCUGUCGCCUAUCACAACAUCAGAGAUAUCGACCAAGCUCUGGCUUUGUUCAAUGAGCUGAGGGAGCAGGAUCCGUUUCGCAUCGACAACAUGGACACAUUCUCUAACCUGCUCUAUGUCAAAAGCAUGAAGCCAGAGUUGAGCUACUUGGCCCACAACCUGGUGGAGAUCGACAAGUACAGAGUAGAGACGUGCUGCGUUAUUGGUAACUACUACAGUUUACGCUCUCAGCAUGAGAAGGCAGCUUUGUACUUUCAGCGGGCCCUCAAACUGAACCCUCGCUGCCUCGGGGCCUGGACCCUCAUGGGCCACGAAUACAUGGAAAUGAAAAACACGUCAGCUGCCAUCCAGGCCUACAGGCAUGCCAUAGAAGUCAACAAGCGAGACUACAGAGCCUGGUACGGCCUGGGACAGACAUAUGAGAUCCUGAAGAUGCCCUUUUACUGUUUGUACUAUUACCGAAAGGCUCAUCAGCUCAGGCCCAAUGACUCUCGCAUGUUGGUUGCACUUGGUGAAAGCUACGAAAAGCUGUCACAGCAGUUGGAAGCCAAGAAGUGUUACUGGAGGGCAUACUCUGUCGGGGAUGUGGAGAAAAUGGCUCUGCUCAAACUGGCAAAGCUCCAUGAGCAGCUGAAUGAGUACGAUGAUGCUGCCCAGUGUUAUAUGCUUUACAUCCAGGACAUUUUCUCUUGUGGGGAACAACUGGAGCAUGCAGAGGUGAGCACAGCCCUGCGGUACCUGGGUCAGUAUUAUUUCAAGAACAAGCUCUACGAUGAGGCGUCUCUCUGCGCGCAACGCUGCUGUGACUACAACGACGCACGUGAAGAGGGGAAGGCUCUGCUGAGACAGAUUUCACUGGUCAGAGAUCAGAUCGAGACUCCAUCGGCAGAUCUAUUUGCGCCGCUCUCAAACAACAACACACCCGUCAGGAGGGUUUCUCCACUGAACCUCAUCUCCUUUACACCCUGACCCCCCCCCCCCCGGACCUUCUCUUUCGCUGGCUUCAAAGUGGACAAUGUGUGUGUCCUGAAACACGACACUGUGGGUGUUUGUGUUGGCAGGAGUUACUUUUGACAGAGAAUUGUUAAUGACAUUAAAAUUGCUUUCUUUUUUUGUAAAAUUUGCCAUCAUUUCAUUUGAUACUUCAACUGAAAAAAACAAAUACAUAAUAAAUGCUGACAACUGUAAGUCAGAUUUAUACACUGCAGUAAACCUUAUGUAUAAUGUCUUUGAACAGAUUUUCAACUACUCUUUUAUAUUAUGAAAGUUCAGUGUUAAUCCUUUUACACUGUUGACCUAUAACUGUAAUAGGUCAACUUUCUAAAAAAGAUCAGGUGCGCUGAAACGGUCACCUUUAACUAUUUACAUAUAUACACAUGUAGAAGAAAGACAACACCAACUCAUCACGUUUGACCUGCAGUCAUCGAAACUGUUUAUAUGUAAAUAGUUGAAAUAAAGGCGUGCCUAUAACUU
This is a messenger RNA of Labrus mixtus (cuckoo wrasse), 2260 nucleotides long. It is a transcript of the gene cdc23, whose product is annotated as CDC23 (cell division cycle 23, yeast, homolog). The coding region runs from base 29 to 1756 and encodes 575 amino acids. The transcript is spliced from 16 exons. Gene Ontology annotation, molecular function: protein binding. Gene Ontology annotation, cellular component: anaphase-promoting complex. The record is from RefSeq and is a predicted model, not a curated record. Lineage: Eukaryota; Metazoa; Chordata; Actinopteri; Labriformes; Labridae. Gene Ontology annotation, biological process: cell division.